AUGGAGAGCAACGGAGACCUACUAAACGGUGAAGGGAGCCAUAAAAGACGAAAGCUUGAAAAUGGCCAUGGUCUGCCCUCGGCUAGAUUCAAGCCGGGCAACAUCCUCAAACUUCGAAUCAGAAACUUCACCACAUACUCCUAUGGCGAGUUCAUCCUUUCACCCACGCUAAAUAUGAUCAUAGGACCAAACGGAACGGGUAAGUCGACGUUUGUUGCUGCUGUCUGUCUUGGUCUUGGAGGAAAGGUUGACUUAAUCAAAAGAAAGAACAUGGACUCAAUGAUAAAGUCGGGGUCCACGGAAGCACUGAUAGAGAUCACAUUGAAGAAUAAGGACGACUUACCUGAUUUGAAGAUCAAAAGAACAUUCUUUUUGAAGAACAAUAAAAGCAAGUGGUUGGUUAAUGGCGCUUCCAGUGAUGUGGUUAAAGUUAGACAGAUAGUGGUUGACUUGGGUAUCCAGCUUGAUAAUCUUUGUCAUUUCCUUCCACAAGAACGUGUGGCAGAGUUUGCCACUCUUUCUCCUGAAAAGCUUCUUCUCGAGACAGAAAGAACAAUCGGUGAUAACACAUUACUUGACAAGCAUGAACUACUUAUAGAGUUGGACAACCAAUGGGUUGACUUGAAUGUUGAUGUUGAAAGACUAGAAACUAAUAUAGAGGGUUUAAUCGCCGAUGUUGCCAAAUUCGAGCAGGAAGCGCAACGUUACGCUGAAUUUGAAGAGAAAGCAAAGCAAAUCGAUCAUCAUAAGAAGCUUCUACCGUUCGCCAAGCUACAAGACGUUAAGGAGCAGAUGAAAGGUUUAAAAAAGACCCGUGACGAAGCUAAGAAAGCGUUGCAACAGUUUGCUUCCACCACUGAGCCUUUACUAAGUGAAAAGGAAGGCGCUGAGAAGGCAUAUGACUCUCACAAGAGUAUUGUAGCUAAGCACAGGGCGACUGUUGUCGAGAUAAACGACACGAUCAAACGUAUUGGCAGAAACAUCGAGAAGUUGGCACAGUCUAUCGAGGACACUAAAGGAGAUAUCGACGCUUUGCAAAACUCUACCGAAAAACGAAAGAAAGAAUUACAAAGAGCACGAGAAGAGAAGGAUAACCUUCAAAAUAAGCUCAUGACUCUUGAAGAUGUCGAUGAAGAUGCCAUAACAGCUUUAUCUUCUCAACGUCAGGACAAACAUGACGAAAAACUCCGAAAGGAUGAAGAAGUGGAGAAUAUUGUUUUUGAGGUAUCUGCUUUGAAGCGUGAGCAUGAAUCGAACGAGAUUAGAAUGAGGGAGGAAAAACGUAAGCUUGAUAAUGAUGAUAAGCUUGAGGUUUUGAAUACGAAGGGGUCGCGGUAUAGAGUUGAUCUUUUGGAGAACACCUACAAAGCGCAUCUCUUGCUCCGAAAAGAGCGCCGCAACCAUGGCCUCAAGUUCUAUGAAGCGCCGGUUGUAUCUUGCCAUGUGACUAAUCCACGAGUUGCAAAAUGUUUCGAGAAAGUUGUGGACAACAAUUCUCUAUUCGCUUUGUAUUUUGAUUCUGAAGAAGACUAUCAAAAAGUGUCGCAAGUGUUACCUAGGGAGCUCAAUGUUCCUAUGAGAGUAGCUUCGAAUGAAGAUACACCUCCAUCGCCUCUUCCUGUUUCGGUUCUUCAUAAAUACGGAUUUGAUGGCUACCUUUCUGAUUUUGUUGAUGGUCCUAAAACGGUCGUGAAAGCUCUCAAGCACCGUUCUCAACUUCAUGCUAUACCUGUUGCAACAAAGCCAAUUAAUGCUGAUGUUAUCAAAAGGCUAUUAGAGCCUGACAGUUCUGGCAGGAUUCCUUUUAUGAGAUUCAUUGUUGAGAACAAUAUUUAUUCCGUUGGGCGCUCCAAGUAUGGAAGCAGGCAGGUAUUUUACCGUACAGAACAUAUAGGUGAGGCACAGCUAAUGGGCGCUAAGGGCCUCACCGAGGAAAUGAAACGGGAAAUAAAGCGAAAAAUGAUGGCCUGUAAACAAAAGAUGGACGAGGCCUUGGAAAAGAAGGACGCUGUCAGUAAGCGCAAACUGCGUCAUCAAGAGGCUUUACUCCAGAUAUCUGAUGAGCUUACUACUCUAGAUCUGCUGAUUCGUGCUCUCAGAAAGAAGAGAGAAACAGUUCUACGGACACAAGAGAACAUUAAACAUUUGGAAACUCGAAUCGCACAGCUUAAACAAAGUAUGACUCAGGAUGAUACAGCUAAAAUCAAACAGGCUGAAGACAAGUUGAUGCAGUUGUACAUUGACCAUUCUGGAGAGCUAUAUAAGCUAGCAGAAGCCAACGAAAACGUGGUCAUUGAAAACUCUGAACUCAAGAAAGCUGAACUUUUGAGUCAACAGUCUAAGAGUAAAAUACUCACAGUUCAAUCGCUUCUUGAGGAACUCGAUCAUCGAAAAGUUGAUUUGCAAGAGAGGUACGCGGACGCUAAAAGGCGCUACGACCAGUACAAGAAGGGUGAUGCUGCCAAAGAAAUCAAGGAGCAACAGCUUACAGAUGAGGAACGUGAAAUCGUUCGUGGACUUGCAGAGCAGUAUCUUAAUAAUUCCCAAUUGUCGGAACAUUACAUUCUUAUUAAGAUCGAUCAACUAGAAGACGAAUUAAGUUUGUUAUCUAAUGCCGAUAAAGGUUCGAUCGAACUGUUGAAGACAAAGAGAGCGGAUCUCGAGAUAUCUCAAAGACAGCUUCCUGAACUGAAGCGUAAAAGGGACGAUCUUAAGCAAAGGAUGGACAAUGUUUCAAUACCAUGGCAAGAAGAGCUCAGCAACAUGGUUGAAACAAUGUCGAAAGUUUUCCAGAAGAAUUUCAUCACCGUCGCAAGUGAUGGUCAAGUGCGGUUAGUGAAACUGGAGAGAUUCCAAGACUGGAAGCUAGAAAUUCUUGUUAAGUUUAGGGAAAAUUCCGAACUAAAAGUUCUUGAUCACCAGUCUCAAUCUGGUGGUGAGCGAGCGGUUUCCACAAUCUUUUUCAUUAUGUCACUUCAAGGCUUGACGAAUGCUCCGAUAAGAAUAGUGGAUGAGAUUAAUCAAGGUAUGGACCCAAAGAACGAAAAGAUGGCUCACAAAUAUUUGGUUCAUACCGCUUGCAAAACGAGCCGUUCUCAGCAUUUCUUGGUGACGCCAAAACUUCUAACGGGCUUAUAUUACCAUGAAGAUAUGGCUGUCCAUUGCAUUUUCACAGGACCAUUCCUCAAAAGUAAUGAGCAAAGCUCGAGGAAACCAGGUCUUUUGGACUUCCAAAGAACCAGUUUGGUAUCAUCGUAA
Candidozyma haemuli is the source of this 3258-nucleotide messenger RNA. It is a transcript of the gene SMC5, whose product is annotated as DNA repair ATPase. The record is from RefSeq and is a predicted model, not a curated record. The transcript has a single exon. Gene Ontology annotation, cellular component: Smc5-Smc6 complex. Lineage: Eukaryota; Fungi; Ascomycota; Pichiomycetes; Serinales; Metschnikowiaceae. Gene Ontology annotation, biological process: double-strand break repair via homologous recombination. Gene Ontology annotation, molecular function: ATP binding; ATP hydrolysis activity. The coding region runs from base 1 to 3258 and encodes 1085 amino acids.